Messenger RNA from Anopheles arabiensis, 1827 nucleotides. Its product is annotated as prolactin regulatory element-binding protein. Gene Ontology annotation, biological process: protein secretion. Gene Ontology annotation, molecular function: GTPase activator activity; guanyl-nucleotide exchange factor activity; protein binding. The record is from RefSeq and is a predicted model, not a curated record. The coding region runs from base 144 to 1502 and encodes 452 amino acids. Gene Ontology annotation, cellular component: endoplasmic reticulum membrane. Lineage: Eukaryota; Metazoa; Arthropoda; Insecta; Diptera; Culicidae. The transcript has 3 exons.
CGUAUGACAGCAACCAAUAAUACGUGGAAGUGAAAAUAGAUCGGUGCAGCUCGCAUUUUGUGUUUUGUUUAAUUGUAGCGCUCUCUAUUCCAUGAAAACAUUCCCAUCGGCUGGCAAGUAGCAGCGCAGCGCAAAGUGCAACCAUGUCCGCGGCCCGAAAACCCACGGACGGCCUGCUGGCGCGCGUCAACUUCCCACUGUACGCGAUCGAAAUGCUCACCAGCCGACACGUUCUGGUCGCUGGUGGCGGUGGUGCCUCGAAAACGGGUGUUGCAAAUGGAUUUGAAAUUUAUGAAAUUUACCACGACGGCGAAAAGUACGUGGCGGACGAGGUGAUACGGCACGAAACGGGCCCGACCGUUGUGAUGAACUGUGCGGUGAAGAACGACGAAAAGCGAACGCUGCUGAUGGCUGGCCAGGAGAGCCACUGCCAGAUGUACCUCGUAAAUACGAUUAUUGAUUCUGGCGAGUACAGCCCGUCCGCCUCCACGACCGGCAGCAAGCCCGACUCCGAGGGGCUGCGCAAACGAAGAAGCAUCUCACAGCAACGCUCCGUCCCGUUGAAUGCAGCGGGUGGGACGGCGACGACGCCACCAACACCGGCGGCUGCUGGCGAUGCGAAGAAAUCGGACGAUGGAAAGCAGCCAACGGGCAACCGGAAGCAGAUACGGUUCGAAAUCAAGACGGCCGACUCGGUGCAGACCGACUUUACCGAGGCGGAACCGCUGCAGCGAGUGGUGCGCAUCAGCCCGAACGGGCGGCUAAUGGCGACGGGCGGCAUGGAUGGCCAUCUGCGGGUGUGGAACUUCCCGAAGAUGACGAUCGCGUCCGACAUUGCGGCGCACACAAAGGAGAUCGACGAUCUGGACUUUAGCCCGGACAGCAAGCACGUGGUGUCGAUCGCGAAGGACGGGCUCGGCGUCAUCUGGUCCAUCAACCCGGACAAAGAGUCGAGGAAGCUGGUCUGGAGUCCGCCAGCCAACUGUCGCUAUCUGAUGAAGCGCUGCCGGUACGGGCUGGUCGAGGGCCAGAAGGACAAGUUUCGACUGUUCACGCUGGCCAACCCGUUCGCGAAGGCGGGCAAGGCAAAGGGUCUGCUGCAGCAGUGGGACCCGGACGCGGGCCGCCUGACGGGGGUGGUCGAGAUCGACGAAUCGUUGGCCGCGCUGGCGGUACGGGACGACGGGCGUUUCGUGGCGAUCGGCACAAUGUUCAGCGGCUCGGUGUCGAUCUACAUCGCGUUCAGCAUGCAGCGUGUGCUGCACGUGCCCAAUGCACACGCGAUGUUUGUCACCGGGCUGGAGUUUCUGCCCGUCACCAACUUCGAUGGUCCCGCCAUCACGGGCGACACGGAGGCGGCUGUGCUUUCCAUCUCUGUCGACAAUCGCAUCUGUGUUCACAGCCUACCCUAUCGACAUUCACUACCAGCAUGGGUGGCCAUCAUAGCGAUCAUCUGUAUAUUGUUUUUAACAUUCUGCUUCUGCUCGUACGUUGGACUGUGAGCUCGCAACCUGCCCUUGGAGAGGGGCUUGUUCAGCAGGAGCAAAUACACUAAACUAAGCAUUUUGUGUGCACCUUAGGUGAAACUACGAUAGCGGAGACAGGGAGUUAGCAAUCUUUCAAUCACAAAGCCAAGCACCCGACGUACCAACGACGUAUUACGAUUGUGUGUGUGUGAGUGUUUCGUUUCGGGGUAUUUUUUUUUGUUCGUUUCGGAAGCCUCGACGAUGGCGUAGGUUCUAAUUUAUUUGACAUACAGCACUGUACAGAGUUAGGCAAUUAAUAAAUAUAUUGUUAUUUGUGGCUAUAGGAGCAAAGCACGUAGUA